This is a messenger RNA of Drosophila obscura, 1579 nucleotides long. RefSeq names its product protein HEXIM1 (gene Hexim). The transcript is spliced from 3 exons. The record is from RefSeq and is a predicted model, not a curated record. Gene Ontology annotation, biological process: negative regulation of transcription by RNA polymerase II; negative regulation of cyclin-dependent protein serine/threonine kinase activity. Gene Ontology annotation, molecular function: 7SK snRNA binding; cyclin-dependent protein serine/threonine kinase inhibitor activity. Gene Ontology annotation, cellular component: cytoplasm; nucleoplasm; nucleus. NCBI's taxonomy places the organism in Eukaryota, Metazoa, Arthropoda, Insecta, Diptera, Drosophilidae. The coding region runs from base 132 to 1214 and encodes 360 amino acids.
AUCGUUAACGGUCGCGGUCACACUGCUAGAAAUUCGCAAGCUUCGGAAAUUGCAUUAAAAAAAUACACAAAGAAAACAAACAAAGUUUAGCGCAAAAAGUGUCUUUUGAGUGUCAGUGCAAACGAAUUAUAAUGGCAGAAGCAGUAAAAGCAGAGCUGCAUUCGACGAGCUGUACAGAGGCGGCCGUUACAGUUUCCGAUUCGAAUUGUCUUGCAGAGAGCGCGUCCCAGAGGCCCCUGGAUGGAGGAGGCGGCGGCGGAGGCGGAGGCAGUGGUAGCGGUGGUCCUCCCAUGGCCAAUCACAAUUCCAUACCCAAGCGAAAGCAUCGCCGCGGAAAGAAGUCUAAAAUGGUACCAAAAAAGACCAAGAACCAAUAUCCGCAGUGGAAACUGGACAUGGCAUCCGGCCAUCAGGGAUCAACGGCAACCACACGCACCAAGCUACUCCGUUCCCGUUCGUUGCUCGUGCCCUACAACACGAAUCGUUUCCUGAUGGAGGAGCACAUGUCCGAGGUGCCCAAAGACGACUCCGAUGACAAUUGCUUUGGCUCCCAGACAGAGGUGCUGUUCCUCUCCAAGGAGUUCUCCAAUGUGUACGAGAGGGCACGCAUAGAGCGCCUGGAGACAAUGAGCAAAGCGGAGCUAAUCCAAGAGUGUUUGCAAAUCGAGGAUCGUUAUUCCAAGGCUCAGAAUAUCUCCAAGGAGUUCGGGGCUAAAAUUCGGGCGCUGGAUGAAAAGAUGCGUCAGCUUACGCGCGAGAAUCAAUUUUUGCGCUCUCACUUCCUUCGCUCGUGCUCCACAGCAGCGGGGCCAGCGGCGGCAGCAGCAGCUGCUGCAUCGCCGCCAUCAGCGGUUGCACCCACUGCCAGCUCUGCCUGCGAGCUGCAGGCACGCCAACAGCCCGCGCAACAGCAGCCCACGCCCAUGGACUCUUCCAGCGAGGACAGCGAGAGCGAUAGCAGCAGCACAACCUCGAGCACCACGUCCAGCACAACCUCGAACAGUAGCGAUGCCCAUGAGAUGGGUGUGGCAGGACUGAACAUUGCCAACGGCCAUGCAGAGAGAAGCCGCUCCCGGUCCCGGUCUCGGUCGCCAAUCCAUCUCAACGGGCAUGCCAAUGAGGAGGAGCGUCUCCGUCUGCUGGAUCCCAAUCCCAUGGAUGAGGAUGGUAACUCCAGCGACGAGCCAAAGAUCGGCGAUGCAACGGACAAGUAAAAAAAAGAGGACGAGGACCCAUCUCUCUCCCUCUUUUAUGUAAAUAGAUUACUCAAAAUAUGUGGUAGAACUUGGCGACAUCUGGACAGACCCCCCUCGUUUAGUUGUUUAAGACAUGUGUAAACGCUUCAAUUGUAUUUUUUUCCAAUCAUUUUUUAUAGCUACACCAUCUUACCCUUACCAUGGAUGUAAUAUUCCAUGGGCGUGCCACAAUUGGCAACGCGUCCAAAUUGUGUGAAAUAUUUUAAGAUGUUGCUUCAUAGCGUUAGCGAUUUUAGUGCAUGUUUUUUUUAUAAAUGAGAACAGAACCGAUUUGUGGAUGAAUAAAAUUGUUGAAUUGUAAAUUCUCCACCCCCAUACAGAUG